CUUCGGUUCGGCUCGGCUAUGGAGGGUCUGCGGGGAAAUUGGACCCAGACGCUGUUUGUUUGGGGAGCAAAUAAUUAUGGACAGCUUGGUCUUGGCCAUAAACAAGAUGUGCUCCUACCCCAAGCCCUAAAGGAGUUUGCUGGUAGUCAAAGAACCCUCAGAAAUGUUGCUGGCGGUGGGGGACAUUCUGCAGUUAUUACUGAUACUGGAGAACUGUUUUUGUGUGGCCAGAAUAAAAAUGGGCAGUUGGGACUCAAUCACAUAGAAGAUGUGAUACACUUUACGUUGUGCCCUUCUUUGUCUGGUUGUCCUGUAGUACAAGUUGCCUGUGGUUGGGAUUUCACAAUCAUACUUACAGAAAGUGGCCACCUUUUAUCCUGUGGAUCUAAUUCUUUUGGUCAACUGGGAGUUCCUCAUACUCUAAGAGGAUGCUCUGUCCCACAGAAGAUUGAGUCUUUAAAGGACAAUGUGGUGAGCGUUGCAGCUGGACUCCGGCAUGCCCUUGCUGCCACAGAAAAUGGUUCAGUGUUCCAGUGGGGAACUGGUAUGGUGUCUCAUGCAAAGCGGUCAUGUCAAGGAAAAACGAUUCCAUCAUUCUUGAGAGCAAAGGAACCUUGCAGAGUAACAGGCCUUGAAAACAUCCAAGUGAAGAACGUCACUUCGGGGUCGUACCAUGCUGCAUCACUUACAGCUGAAGGAGAGCUGUAUGUUUGGGGGAGCAACAAGCACAAGCAGCUAGUGAGCAAAGAUGAUUUUCUUUUGAAACCUCGGAAGAUCGAGCCUCACUGUUUCUUGGACGAAAAGGUUAGAAGAGUCUGGAAUGGAUGGACACACGUGGUGGCGCAAACGGAGACAGGGAAGACCUUUACCUGGGGCAGAGGGGACUAUGGUCAACUUGGAAGGAACGGGAUGCUGUCUGAGGGACAAAGCCGGGAUGAGAAGAGAUCCACUGAAUUCCUUUUCAAAGAGCCGCUCGCUGUUCCAGUGACAGUGCCCAGUCUGACUGGAGCAUCUGAGGGAGAGCCACAGUGUUAA
Molecule: messenger RNA, 1035 nt
Organism: Gekko japonicus
Lineage: Eukaryota; Metazoa; Chordata; Lepidosauria; Squamata; Gekkonidae
Gene: SERGEF
Product: secretion regulating guanine nucleotide exchange factor
Exons: 10
Coding region: 19-1035 (338 amino acids)
Source: RefSeq, a predicted model, not a curated record